This is a messenger RNA of Jatropha curcas, 2634 nucleotides long. Its product is annotated as transcriptional corepressor LEUNIG_HOMOLOG. The record is from RefSeq and is a predicted model, not a curated record. Gene Ontology annotation, molecular function: protein binding; transcription corepressor activity. NCBI's taxonomy places the organism in Eukaryota, Viridiplantae, Streptophyta, Magnoliopsida, Malpighiales, Euphorbiaceae.
CAGUACGCUACAUCUGUACUGGUUAUGGUGCAGGUGCACCCGCUUUCUCCAAGACAGCCCUGUAGGCUACUGUAUAUAAGCAUCCACUGGACCCUCUGCCUCUCUCUCCGUAAUCUGUCCCUCCAGAAAAAGCCAAAUAAGUUUGUUUGGCCCUUUUCUUUCGCUCUUCUUUUGCAUGGCACUGUCACUUGCUGCUUUAGCUAGUACUGGUCAGAUUUGUAGCGUUGAAGUUGAAGGAUAAUUUGGUGGUGGUAGAUGAUUAUGGCCUCAGAUGAAUAUGAUCUUUGGGAUGCUGAAAAGAUGCUUGAUUUGUACGUGCAUGAUUAUUUGGUGAAAAGGAAGUUGCAUAACACUGCUGCAAUUUUCCAAAAAGAAGCAAAUGUUGGUGCAAAUCCUGUUGCGAUUGAUGGGUUUUUACAUGAAUGGUGGACAUUAUUUUAUGAUUUGUAUGCCUCUAAGCAACUUGAGUACCAAGAGGCCAAGGCCAAGGCCAAUUCCUAUUCCUCUGCUAAGGAAAGACAGGUGAUGCAGAAUGAGCUACAAAAUGUCCUUCCCAUUGUGCCACAAUUGAGUAUAAAUCAGCAGAGGCCUGGACAAUUUCCUGUUGGCCCUAGCUCUAAGAUGAGGCAACUUCCUGCUUGCUCUUUGCUUGCAAGAAUGUAUGGAGAAGAGCAGCAUCUCCCUUAUCCUGUUAGAACAUUUAAUCAAAAUUUACAGCUUCUUCGUGGUAAUAAAUUUGAUCUGUCAAAGUCAGCUGCAACAAGGCCAAGCUAUCCUCAGCAGCAAAUUCAGAAUCAUGCUCAACAGCUAGUUCAGAACAGAAUCGGCAAUAGCUGUGGUGGAGCUAGUCCUAUGGACACUACCUUCUUCAGACUAAGGGGCACAUUCCCAAUAACUAAUUCCUGUGAUAUAGGGAUGAAUGAAGAAGCCAAUUCAAGUGGAUUUCUUUUAAACCCACUUAUGCAGACACCAAACCAUCCACAACAGUUUCUGAUGUUGACAGAGCAACACCAACGCGAUAUAUUAGUUCAAUCUCUCGCAUUAACAUCUGGAAACCUGACAUCUUCUCUGCCUGGAAACUCUGCUAAAAUCGAUGGUCGAAAUCUGAAACUUCCUAGAAUUAAUUUGAAUGGGAAAGAUGCACAGAAGAGGGACCAAAUAAGACAAACCAAAGAGCAACAAAACCAACAUGAUCAGUGUCUGAAGAUGCAGUCAGCAGAGAAGGGCAGAAAGAGAAGGAGACUGUCAUAUUCAAGAACUGGAGACAAAAGUUUGGUUUCUGCAAAUGCCGAAGUUGAUAAAGCUGUAGAUGAAAAUGUUGAAUCCUUUUUGUCCGCUGAAGAUGAAAAAGAUGAUAAUAAAGACACUCCUCUUGGCACUUUAAAACUCCGUUCUACUGCCCAUCGUAAAAAUGAUCACAAAGGCUUUACAUUUGAAGAGAUUGGUUGCCUUAGCUCAAGCAAAAGCAAGGUGGUAUGCUGUCAUUUUUCAUCCGAUGGCAGACUUUUAGCCAGUGCGGGACAUGACAAGAAGGUUUUUGUUUGGAAUAUGGAAACUUUUGAUUUUAUUGAUUCUUCAGAAGGACAUUCUCUCCUAAUCACAGAUGUUCGGUUUAGACCAAGUUCAACUAUACUUGCCACUUCAUCUUUUGACAGAACAGUGCAAAUAUGGGAUGCAGCAAAACCUAGCAAAUCACUGUUCAAGCUUCUUGGGCAUGCUGAUCAAGUGAUGGCAUUGGAUUUCCAUCCAAGAAAGGUUGACCUCCUUUGCUCAUGUGACAGUAAUGAUGAGAUCAGAUUAUGGAAUGUCAACCGGGGUGCUUGCUUACAUGUCUUUAAGGGAGCAACUAAACAAGUCAGAUUCCAGCCUCAGUGCGGAAAGUUGUUAGCUGCAGCUUCUGGAAAUAGUAUCAAUGUAAUUAAUGUUGAGAAUAAUCAUAGCGUCCAAUUCAGCUUAAAGGGUCAUGCCAAAGAAGUCCUUUCUCUUUGCUGGGAUAUGAGUGGGGAGUAUAUUGCAUCUGUUAGUGAAGACAGCGCAAGGAUAUGGUCACUUGUGACAGGCGGAAGUUGCAUGCAUAAGUUAUUUUCAAAUGGCAACAAGUUCCAAUCAUGCACCUUUCAUCCUGGAUAUUCACAACUGCUGAUGAUUGGUGGUUACCAGUCCCUUCAGUUUUGGAAUACAAUUGAGAGCAACAAAACAUGGUCAAUUCCAGCACACAAAGGGCUAAUUGCCGCAUUGACUGAUUCACUAGAAACCGAUAUGAUUGCAUCAGCAAGCCAUGAUAAAUGUGUGAAGUUAUGGAAAUGAGAGCCUUUGUGAUGCAGAAGCCGGAUGCUUCCAAGUGUCCGCAUAGCAUGUCUACCUAUGGAGGUCGGUGAAUUAGAUACAUCUUAUCGGUUCAAACUAUACUUUAUGGGUACUGAUUUUGACAGAAGCUUAGAUGGUAAUUUUGGGAAGUCUGGUUGUCAAGAAUAAGUGUCGUACGGCUGAAGUACGACUUCUACCAUAGUAUAACUGGCAAACAUAGAAAAUACUUGGAAUCAUAUAUCUUACACCGGUAAAAAGACAAACAAAUAUAAACACAUGUAUGAGUUCUGAAAAGAUAUUGCAGUAAAAUGUUACAAUUUCUAAUCA